Lates calcarifer (barramundi perch) is the source of this 5703-nucleotide messenger RNA. RefSeq names its product TEF transcription factor, PAR bZIP family member b (gene tefb). Gene Ontology annotation, cellular component: nucleus. Lineage: Eukaryota; Metazoa; Chordata; Actinopteri; Centropomidae. The record is from RefSeq and is a predicted model, not a curated record. Gene Ontology annotation, biological process: regulation of transcription by RNA polymerase II. Gene Ontology annotation, molecular function: DNA-binding transcription factor activity, RNA polymerase II-specific; RNA polymerase II cis-regulatory region sequence-specific DNA binding.
AAACGGUUUUAAAUCAAUAUGAAGACACUGACUUAUUAUUCAGAGCUGUCUCUCUAUUACCUUUGGUUCCCGUGCCAGCUGUUCGAGUGAUGGGCGCGUGCCCGCUCCAGCUUGCCUUGGCCCACACGUGCUAAGUAUCUGAAGCUACGCCCCUCAACAGAUUGUACUCUCACGUGAAAGGGAUGGGGGCGGGGGCACGUGUUUGGCCACGAGUAUCAUCUUGCGUAGGGUGGGAUGCGGACAACAAGAAGUCCUUUGGACUCGCAGGCGCACACUCCAUGGUACUUUUUGGGCGUAGCGAGUGGCCGCUUCAGCUGGAUGCUCCCCGCAUCAUCCUCCUGCAGUGUGUAAAUAAUGACACUUUAUAUUCAAAAGACAUUAAUAUACUGGCUGCACGAGACAUUAUGUUCUUAUUGCGGUUCACGUUCCGCAUGGACUGAACAGACGUUUCUAUAUAAAGAAUAGAUUUCCAUGUGGACAAUUUGCGGCCAAUGAGGAGUCGUAGAACUACUACACAGACACAAAUGCGCGUCCAUGUACUCUGAACAUUUACAGCCGCUGUGAUACAUAUUCUUAUGGACAGAACCGACAGCCAAUCAGAUUCUACUAAUCUCCGAGUGGGCGGGGCACGCGACUCAUGAAUAUCCAACAAGGGCGCUCAGUGGGUACGGAGAACAAGGGGUUUGUGUAGUGUUGUUUUCGCACCCAAAACCGUCAAUAUAGACAAACAGGCCUGAAAGCAGCAGCAGUAGUAGAGGUGAAACAAGUGAGGAACCGCGCUCCGUUUUGUUUCCGUCGUCUCCCGGUGGAGGAGGCAGCUCUUUGGUACCGUCAGGGAACAUCGCUCCGGUCUGCUCGCAGCUUGGCAGGGGAACAAUGCCUGGCAAAGCCGCGGUGGCAGUGGCGCUUAAGCCCAGCGAUAACGUCGUUACGGUGACACCGCAGAAGUCUUUCCCUUUUGUUUUAAAGAAGAUUAUGGACAUUCCCCCUCCUAACAUCCUGGAGGAAGGCGACGACGAAAUAGAGAAGGAGAAGCUGUGCUCAUCCGAGGAUGUGGAGGGAGGUGGGGCCGGAGCAGCCAGUGCAGGUGGAGUUUCCAGAGGAGGAGGAGGAGGUGGCGGUGGUGGUGGUGGCGGCGGUGGCGGUGGUGGUGGAGGGGUAUCAGCCUCCCUGACCCCAGCCAUCUGGGAGAAGACCAUUCCCUACGAUGGGGAGACCUUCCACUUGGAGUACAUGGACCUGGAUGAGUUCCUUCUGGAAAACGGGAUCCCUGUGAGCCUGGAGGAGGAGGAGCUGCAGAAGACUCUGAGCUCAGUGGAAGGCAAAGGCAAAUCCAUCCCCAAGGUUGCUGCUGCAGCAACCACAACAACAACUACUACUACUCCUCCUGCUGCUGAAGCAUCUGUAUCCGCCUCAGAGUCAUCCCCUUCUGCCUCUGCUAUGGCCACCUCAGAACCAGAGGAAACAGUGACAGUCACUACCUUACAACCAGCUAAACUAGAAGAAGAGGAGGAGGAGGAGGAGGAGGAGGAGGAAGAGGAAGAAGAAGAAGGACAAGAAGAGGAAUCUCUGUCUGAAGAGGUAACGACAGAGGUGAAAGUAAAGGAGAAGAAUACAGAUCGCAGUGCUGCAGAACGUAACACCCCCUCCCCCAUCGACCCAGAUGCGAUUGAGGUGGACAUUAAUUUCCAGCCGGAUCCCACAGACCUGGUCCUGUCCAGUGUGCCGGGAGGAGAGCUGUUCAACCCACGCAAACACAAGUUCUCUGACGAGGAGCUGAAGCCGCAGCCUAUGAUCAAGAAGGCCAAGAAAGUGUUUGUUCCUGAUGAACAGAAGGAUGACAAAUACUGGUCCAGGAGAAAGAAGAACAAUCUGGCAGCAAAGCGCUCUCGUGACGCGCGGCGGCUGAAGGAGAACCAGAUCACGGUGCGCGCCUCCUUCCUGGAGCGGGAAAACGCCGCGCUGAGGCAGCAAGUGGCUGAGCUGCGGAAGGACUGUGGCCGCUGUAAGAACAUUCUGGCCCGAUACGAGGCAAAGUACGGUCCACUGUAAACAACUCCGCUUAAAACCCAUGAAGUAUCAGACAACAGCAGAACUCCCCUCCCCGCAAAAAUUCAACACAGACACAAACACAGAGGGAAUCUAAAUUUGCACUUUUGUCUUUGCUGACCUCAAGUCACUGUGUCAAGCUCCAGUUGUUUUUUAACGUGAUGCUGGCGCUUUGGAUACACACUGGCAGGCAGUAAGGCAUGAUGGGAGCGGUGGUCACAGGAAGGCCUGUGGAGAGCGCCUGGCUCCUACACUCAGAGAGGAAUGGGAUGAUGGUGGAUACUCCCAUGGUCAUACACACAUGGAAAAUAUGCUCUGUCUCAAGACAGUUUCAGGAAAGUCAGGAAAUAAGGAAGCAGGCUGGCUUUUAACUACCACACAGAUCAGUUUUUAUCACUGCAUAGCACUUCUUCAAACGGACCAAAGCAUGAGUCCCAUCAGUUAGAAGUUGUGUAUUUAGAAUGGUGCACACUUGCUGUUCCUCAUAUUUCCUUGUGUUGCACUUAGAUUUGUGUCCGUACAUCCUUUAAAUCCAGCUGAGGCUCAGAAGAAGGAUAUUUAUUAACUCACAGCAGGGUGGCAGAGGGACAGAUAAAUAUAUGAAUGAAGGAGCAGGAGGCAGUAGUCACAGUGUCAUAGCCUGAAGAGAAAGGAAUCAAAAAGAGCUCAGGUCAGCGGAGGAGAAAAAGAGGAGAGUUUGGUAGUGGUGUGAUUCGGUCACAGUCACAGUUCUUCCUUCUUGUAACCCACAUGCUCACAUCUGCACACACACACAAACGCUGUUAAAAAUAAAUUGUAUAUAGAGUCAUCUCCCUGCACCACAUAAAUGUGUGUGUGUGUAAUAGUGUGUAAUCCAUUUUUGCACUUUUUCUAAAAAAAACAAAAAAAAACAACAGUGUGUAAAGAUUAUAGUGGUGGCAGGUGUCUACCUAAAUAAAUCACAACCACAGUGGAAGACACAGUAGUUUAUAAGGAAAGAAAACAUGCAUGACCUACAAUUUAAAGCUACUGUGAUUUAGUUUCCUUUUCUACUAACCUCAGAUCAGCCUCACACAAUAUUUUAUUAAAGAAUACAGAUUUUGGGUUUACUUAAAAGAUGGUGGGUUUACAAGCGGAGGAAGAGCAGUAGGUUUUUUUCUGCAGGUUACUGUUUGCUGUCAAAGGCAUAAGUUUGAUGAUCUCUAGGGCCCUCACUGGUGGAGGGGUAUGUUUUCAUGUAGGGAUGUUUAUUUUACUGCACACCGCAAGUAGAGGGCGCUAUAGCCACUACCUGCCUGCUCAUGGUGUAGUGAUGGCUGGAUUGAUGUUUUUUUUAUAGCCAGGCCCAAAGCCGACUGCUUCUAAACCUUGUAAUUAAAUGAUUGUCUCAUGGUCUUUAUUUCCUAAAACAGGGAUUCUGACUGUGUCUUUAUUAAUCCAAUACUUAUAUUUGCCAAAUAGUCAAUGAGUGCUGUAUUUAUUCUGAUGGUAAUAAUGCAUCUGUUGAUUGUGAUGUACAACAAUAUGUCAAAUAUCUCUAUUUCCUUUGAGAAACACUACUUAUAAUGAAACCAAUGACUAAGCAGGGAAUUCAAAUGGGUAAACUGUGCUUUUGGAUGUUUAUUUUAAAAACAGAUUUAUACAGUUAAAUGAUUUUUUUUCUCUAUACAUACAAAUAUGUAUGUAUGUGUCUGAACACAGAAAGAACAGGGCACACUCUUAUUUACCUCAUCCAACACUUCCUAUUUUGAAUGGAUACAAGUUUAGCAGGGCUACAGAGUGGUGUUUAUUGAAGCAGAGAGCACAUAAAAAGCAGCUUAGCUCCAUUUGGCAAAACCUUGAAUCCAAGUUGAUAAAUGGAGUUCUUUUUGCCAAAAUGGCUGCAUCUGUGUCUACAUUAGUAAAUACAUUACAGACUGUUAUGGGAAACUAUAUCUCAAGUGUCUUUGACUGAUGCAGAUAUUGUGAUCGGUCGGCUUGUGCUCAUAAUCCCCAUAAUCUUAGAAAGAAAAUAAAUGUGGCAAUAAUACUCUGUUAUGUAAUGCUUGUUUAAUUUCAGUGAUGAUGUUGUAUGUAAAAUUGCUAUGAUGUACUAAAUAGAAAUGCCCCAAAGUCAUCUGUGCUUCCAGUUUAGAUCCUUUGUCGUCUGGGAUCUUAAUGCAUGAAAACCAGUAAACUUGUCUUUUUUUUCUUGACUAUUUUACACCAAGUGUACUUAUGUCUGUAAACCAUCACUGAAAACUAGAUGUGUUUUUGGGUGGGUGGGCUGAUGCUCUGUUGUACAGCUCUGUCAAAAGGAAAAGCAGAACAUCUUAGCUAUGAUGUCUUGUGUUUAUAACUUGCAUAAUAGCGCCACCCAUCCUUGUGCAGCCAGUGCUUGACCUUGGGGUGAACAUUAGCUGAAAACAGCAUCUUUUGAUCACUGUGUGGAUUGUUUCCUAUUUACUUCAGAUUGAUCUAUAUCUAGAUACACUGGAUCAGUUGGUGCUUUUGUGUUUUCUUGAUAGUUUCUGUGUUUGUUUCAGUUUCCUGAUGGUGUAGUAUAACAGACAUUUCUCAGCAGUGAGUUUUAUUUUGCAUCGACAUUCAAAACUUGACAUUGACUGCAACAUGGUGUUUAUACAUCAGUGUAGUUGAUGAAUGCAAACUUUGAGUUAUUUUCUAACUAAAUUAAAAACGUUCUGCAUAAGGCUGACUAAAGGUACUGGCCAAGAGAGCCUUUUAGAAGGCAAUAAAUCAAGAUCUUUUGUAGUACAGCUUACAGUAUGUAGCACUCUCUCUAUUUGAAGCAAAGCGCCUCAUGGAAACGGCUUGUAAUUGUUGCUCAUUAACAUUCAGCAGGUUGCAGGUACUCCAGUUGUACACAUGCCAACCUGCUCCACAAAUAGAAAAGGAAAAUAAAAGCAGUGGUGGUUUAGACCUGCAGCUGUCGAUGUGUGUUUCCACCUAUAGACAAAGUAAUUGCAUUUUUACCUUUGCUAUUUACUUGCAUUUGUUUCAGUUUUUUAGUUCAACAUUCAUUUUGCCUAGCUAACUUAAAAAAGUCAGUGUGAUUGCAAGCAAGCAUCAGUAAUACUAACCUUCAUGUAUGACUUCUGCUUAUAAUUAAGCUUUGUCAAGCAGUUCAUCAUCAGAAAACUGGGCAUGCAAUUGUUAACUGACAUGUCCGGAAUGAGAUAUUUUAUAAAUAAAUAAUAAGUCUGGACAAAGAAAAAAGAAAUCCUGAUAUCUGGUCAAGCUUUGCAAAUUUAAAAAAACUGCAGUAGUAACACUUUGCCUGCAGGUGGUGCAAGUGUGAAAGUGCAAGUGUUUUCUUUGUCUUUAGAUGGUGCAAAUGAGCACAUCUGAAGGUCUAAACUGCUGUUUUCAGGUUCUAGUCUGAAACUGUUGGCACUGGCUUCAGGUGCUCUGCAUCACUGACACUAUGUCCUUGUUUGCUAUUAAAUGUAGCUACAGUACUCCUGUAUAAAAUAUUUAAAGGUCUUUAUUGAAAACAUUUUUAAAGUUUUGUUUGUUUUGUGGUGUUUUUGCUUAAUUUUCUCUCUUUUUAUAUAAAUGUGUUUUGUUGAGUGUUUUUGUAUUGUCCUAACCAUGUAUAGGACACAUGCAACUGCAGUGCCAUGUCCUAACUGUAUCUUGUAUCAUGUAUAUGAAAUAAAUUGGGAUUUAAUGACA